Molecule: messenger RNA, 1299 nt
Organism: Lepus europaeus (European hare)
Lineage: Eukaryota; Metazoa; Chordata; Mammalia; Lagomorpha; Leporidae
Gene: PAX2
Product: paired box 2
Exons: 11
Coding region: 1-1299 (432 amino acids)
Biological process (GO): anatomical structure development; regulation of transcription by RNA polymerase II
Molecular function (GO): RNA polymerase II cis-regulatory region sequence-specific DNA binding; DNA-binding transcription factor activity, RNA polymerase II-specific
Source: RefSeq, a predicted model, not a curated record
AUGGAUAUGCACUGCAAAGCAGACCCCUUCUCCGCGAUGCACCCAGGGCACGGGGGUGUGAACCAGCUCGGGGGGGUGUUUGUGAACGGCCGGCCCCUACCCGACGUGGUGCGGCAGCGCAUCGUGGAGCUCGCCCACCAGGGUGUGCGGCCCUGUGACAUCUCUCGGCAGCUGCGGGUCAGCCACGGCUGUGUCAGCAAAAUCCUGGGCAGGUACUACGAGACUGGCAGCAUCAAACCGGGCGUGAUCGGCGGUUCCAAGCCCAAAGUGGCAACGCCCAAAGUGGUGGACAAGAUCGCUGAGUACAAGCGGCAGAAUCCCACCAUGUUCGCCUGGGAGAUCCGCGACCGGCUGCUAGCCGAGGGCAUCUGCGAUAACGACACCGUGCCCAGCGUCUCUUCCAUCAACAGGAUCAUCCGGACCAAAGUGCAGCAGCCUUUCCACCCAACACCAGACGGGACUGGGACGGGAGUGACUGCCCCCGGCCACACCAUCGUUCCCAGCACGGCCUCCCCUCCCGUUUCCAGCGCCUCCAAUGACCCAGUGGGCUCCUACUCCAUCAAUGGGAUCCUGGGGAUUCCUCGCUCCAAUGGUGAGAAGAGGAAACGUGAUGAAGUCGAGGUAUACACUGAUCCUGCCCACAUUAGAGGAGGUGGAGGUUUGCAUCUGGUCUGGACUUUAAGAGAUGUGUCCGAGGGCUCAGUCCCCAAUGGAGACUCCCAGAGUGGCGUGGACAGUUUGCGGAAGCACUUGCGAGCUGACACCUUCACCCAGCAGCAGCUGGAGGCUUUGGAUCGGGUCUUUGAGCGUCCUUCCUACCCUGACGUCUUCCAGGCAUCAGAGCACAUCAAAUCAGAACAGGGGAACGAGUACUCCCUCCCAGCUCUGACCCCUGGGCUUGAUGAAGUCAAGUCGAGUCUAUCUGCGUCCACCAACCCCGAGCUGGGCAGCAACGUGUCAGGCACGCAGACAUACCCCGUUGUGGCCGGUCGUGACAUGGCGAGCACCACUCUGCCUGGUUACCCCCCUCACGUGCCCCCCACUGGCCAGGGAAGCUACCCCACGUCCACCCUGGCAGGAAUGGUGCCCGGGAGUGAGUUCUCCGGCAACCCGUACAGCCACCCCCAGUACACGGCCUACAACGAGGCUUGGAGAUUCAGCAACCCCGCCUUACUAAUGCCGCCCCCCGGGGCUCCGCCCCUGCCGCUGCUGCCGCUGCCUAUGACCGCCACUAGUUACCGCGGGGACCACAUCAAGCUUCAGGCCGACAGCUUCGGCCUCCACAUCGUCCCCGUCUGA